Messenger RNA from Eucalyptus grandis, 1236 nucleotides. RefSeq lists its product as hypothetical. The coding region runs from base 222 to 998 and encodes 258 amino acids. Gene Ontology annotation, molecular function: protein tyrosine/serine/threonine phosphatase activity. The record is from RefSeq and is a predicted model, not a curated record. Gene Ontology annotation, biological process: protein dephosphorylation. The transcript has 2 exons. Lineage: Eukaryota; Viridiplantae; Streptophyta; Magnoliopsida; Myrtales; Myrtaceae.
GCGAAAUCGCGAUCUCGCCAUGGAAGGGUCGCGUCGAAUUGCAUCGUUUACAGAAUCGACUCCCAUCUCUCUUCCCCUAGAUUUCCCUCCGAACUUCCUCCAUCUUCGUUCCUUCAAGUUCGUUCCUUCCUCCCUCUGGCAUACACCUUCAGCCCAAAGGUAGAAUCUUUGCUUGAAUUGGUGAGUACCCAGAAGCGCGAUUCUUGUCGGGAAGGCUCAUCAUGGGAGUGGGCAUCUCGUUCUUGAUCGGGUUGAAGGCCGCGGCUCUGUUCCUGCUCUUCGCCUUCCUCAGAAGCCGCGGCUUCGGGCUGCUGUGCCUCCCGUUCCUGUACGCGUCCCUCGUGUCCCUGCUCGUCUCCCUCGCUUCCCACCCCUCCAUCAACCUCCCCCUGCUCCUGGGCAAGAGCCCGGACGGGUCGUUCCCCGUCUGGUCGGUCCUCAUCUUCGGCCCGUACCUGUACUUCGUCAGGGCCUUUUCUGCGAUCAGGAGGCUGCGGAGCGGGGAGGCCCCGUACACCGAGAUCUGCGAGGGUGUCUACGUUGGUGGGUGGCCUUCGUCUCUCGAUAAGUUGCCCCCCGGCGACCCCGCGAUCGUCGACUGCACCUGCGAGCUCCCGCGGCGGCCGGAGCUGCGUGGGCACGCGUAUUUCUGCGUCCCGACUUGGGACACGCGGUCGCCGGGGCCCGGGGAGAUCGAGUCCGCGGUGAAGUGGGCUUGCAGGAAGAGGGCUCGGAACAAGCCUGUGUUCAUUCACUGUGCCUAUGGUCAUGGAAGGAGUGUGGCAGUAUCAUGUGCUCUGCUAGUGGCUCUUGGGGUUGCAGAGGACUGGAAAAAUGCGGAGAGGAUAAUAAAGGAAAGACGUCCUUAUAUUCGGAUGAAUGGACUCCACAGGAAGGCAUUGGAAGAAUGGUCAAAGCAUCGGUUGUCUGCUCCCAAGAAGACCGGAUUUGGAGAAAUAAGAUCCACGCUCUCCUCAGGUGAAUCCAAUUAUUCUUGAUCGGACACAUCUGAAUGCACAGGACAAAAUCUUGUUUAGGAGCUUUUCCCAGUUAAAUUCGUGCUAUAUUAGAGCCUCUUUUCUGUGACAGUUGGCGUUUCUCCAAUUGCCUUGGAAAUAUACUCUCCUAUUGUUGGAGCGGCUCUGCAACAUUAUCAACCGGCUCUGUGUUUUCAUGUGUUGUAUGGUUUUUAAUGGUUUUUUAUGUAUGCAAUAACAGAGCUUUUGAUUUAGCCAA